Pteropus alecto (black flying fox) is the source of this 1110-nucleotide messenger RNA. RefSeq names its product carboxypeptidase A1 (gene CPA1). The transcript has 8 exons. Lineage: Eukaryota; Metazoa; Chordata; Mammalia; Chiroptera; Pteropodidae. Gene Ontology annotation, molecular function: metallocarboxypeptidase activity; zinc ion binding. Gene Ontology annotation, biological process: proteolysis. The record is from RefSeq and is a predicted model, not a curated record. The coding region runs from base 115 to 1110 and encodes 331 amino acids.
GACUUCUGGAAGGGCCCUGCCCACCCUGGCUCCCCCAUUGAUGUCCGAGUGCCCUUCCCCAGUAUCCAGGCUGUCAAAGUCUUCCUGGAGGCACAUAGCAUCAAUUACACGAUCAUGAUCGAGGACGUGCAGUCACUGCUGGACGAGGAGCAGGAGCAGAUGUUCGCCUCGCAGGCCCAGGCCACCUCUACUGACACCUUUAACUAUGCCAGCUACCAUACCCUGGACGAGAUCUAUGGCUUCAUAGACUUGUUGGUGGCCGAGUACCCACAACUUGUUAGCAAGCUCCAGAUCGGCGAAACCUUCGAAGGCCGUCCCAUCUACGUGCUGAAGUUCAGCACUGGGGGCAACAACCGUUCUGCCAUCUGGAUUGACACGGGCAUCCAUUCUCGAGAGUGGGUCACCCAGGCCAGCGGGGUCUGGUUUGCAAAGAAGAUCGCACAAGACUAUGGCCAGGACUCGGCUUUCACUGCCAUUCUUGACAACGUGGACAUCUUCCUGGAGAUCGUCACCAACCCCGAUGGUUUUGCCUUCACCCUUAGCAAGAACCGCUUGUGGCGCAAGACUCGAUCGAUCACGGCGGGCUCUGCCUGCGUUGGGGUGGACGCCAACCGGAACUGGGACGCUGGCUUCGGGUUGGCAGGAGCCAGCAGCAACCCCUGCUCGGAGACUUACCAUGGCAAGUCCGCCAAUUCCGAAGUGGAGGUCAAGUCCAUCGUGGACUUUGUGAACGGUCAUGGGAACAUCAAGGCCUUCAUCUCCAUCCACAGCUACUCCCAGCUCCUCCUCUAUCCCUAUGGCUACACAGAAGACCCAGCUUCUGACCAGGAAGAGCUGGAUCAGCUAGCCAAGUCUGCUGUGACAGCCCUGGCCUCUCUGUAUAGGACCAGGUUCCAGUAUGGCAGCAUCAUUACAACAAUUUACCGAGCCAGCGGCAGCUCCGUCGACUGGGCCUACAACCAGGGCAUCAAGUACUCCUACACCUUCGAGCUCCGGGACAUGGGGUACUAUGGCUUCCUGCUGCCGGCCUCCCAGAUCAUCCCCACCGCGCAGGAGACGUGGCUGGCGCUCCUGGUCAUCAUGGAGCACACCCGGGAUAACCCCUACUGA